Messenger RNA from Batrachochytrium dendrobatidis JAM81, 4104 nucleotides. RefSeq lists its product as uncharacterized. Bases 116 to 3949 code for a protein of 1277 amino acids. Gene Ontology annotation, biological process: transmembrane transport. The transcript has a single exon. Gene Ontology annotation, cellular component: membrane. The record is from RefSeq and is a predicted model, not a curated record. Gene Ontology annotation, molecular function: ATP hydrolysis activity; ATP binding; ABC-type oligopeptide transporter activity. NCBI's taxonomy places the organism in Eukaryota, Fungi, Chytridiomycota, Chytridiomycetes, Rhizophydiales.
ACUCCAUUGACUAUUAUUUUGAGUGUGCCAAAUCUCUUUUUCACCAACUACACACCUGAAAACCCCUAGCUGUUUACAUCCCUAUUUACAUCCCUAUCUAUCCAAGUAUCACGACAUGACAACCAAAGACAGCGCUACGGUCGUAGUGUCUGAGUUUUCACCCAAUCUGGUCGAAGAACCUCCCGUUGUCGCCAAGCCCGAAAAAAGUAUCUUUCCAUGGGUUAACAAAAAGGCAAAUCCCACUGGACCCAAAGUCGCCUACCUUUCCCUUUACCGGCACGCAACUGCUUUCGAUAAAGUCCUAAUCACUAUUGGCGUGGUUUGUGCAAUGGUCAACGGUGCCAUUCUGCCUUAUAUGACUAUUGCGUUUGCAGACAUCAUGGAUGCAUUGAUUAUUUAUGACGGCACGCCUGCAGGUCUAAGCAAGCUAAACUCUACUGUUUCUGAUGGCGUGUUCCAGUUGGCAAUGAUAGGUCUUGGCGCUUUUGUAUUGUCGUACAUUCAAAUGAGUUUUUGGAUGCUGUCGGGCGAGAACCAAUCCAAGCGAAUUCGCGAACUUUAUUUCAAGGCUAUAUUACGUCAGGAGGUUGCUUGGUUUGACAAGACAUCGACAGGCGAACUCACUAGUCGUAUGAAUGCGGACACGACACUUAUUCAGGAAGGCAUGAGCGACAAAAUCGGUCUUAUUAUUCAAUCCUCGGCUGCUUUUAUAGCCGGUUUCGUUAUUGGCUUUGUCAAGGGCUGGAGACUUACCCUGGUACUUUGCGUGGCAGUGCCAAUUAUUGCUGGGUGCGCGAUGGUGUUAUCUGGCUUUAUCUCAGGAAAGUCUACUGAUCAACAAGAAGCAUAUGCUGAAUCAGGUGACAUAUCUCAACAGGCACUUUCUUCUAUGCGAACUGUUGCUGCCUUUGGUGGUGAAGACCGCGAGGCUGACCGGUACGCGAAGCAUCUUGACAGAGCAGAAGCCUUUGGUCUUCGAAUGGCUCUCUUCAACGGUCUAGGAAUUGGUAUUACACAGAUGGUUAUUUUCGACAUGUACGCUUUGGCAUUCUACUACGGUAAUACUCUUAUCCCGACAUUUAUGGGUCCAGGCGAGGUUGUCAAUGUAUUUUUUGCUAUUAUUAUUGGUGCAUUCUCACUUGGUAGUAUCGGUACCCAUCUUUUUGCCAUGGGUUCUGCCCAAGGUGCUGCGUACAAGAUUUUCGAAACAAUUGACCGUAUGUCGCCUAUCGACUCCUCAUCAGAUGCUGGCUUAAAACCCGAAUCAGUCAAGGGCACUAUCCAGUUUACCAACAUCAAGUUCCACUACCCAUCUCGUGAAGACGUUCCCAUUUUCAAAGACUUUACCCUGACUGUUCCCGAGGGAAAAACUGUUGCACUUGUUGGUUCUUCUGGUUCAGGCAAAUCUACCACUGUCAAGCUUAUUGAGCGUUUCUACGACCCAGUUUCUGGAAACGUAUUCCUUGAUGGCACUAAUCUCAAGGAUCUAAAUGUGGCUUGGCUUCGUCAGCAAAUUGGUAUUGUUUCUCAAGAGCCUACUCUUUUCGACUGCUCGCUCCGUCAAAACAUCAUGUAUGGUUAUUGUGGAGACGCUAGUAGUCUUUCCGCUGAAAAGAUUGACCAAAUGGUCGAGGAGGCGUGCAAAAUGGCGAAUGCAUGGGAAUUUAUUCAGAAACUACCCAAGGGCAUUGAUACAGAUGUCGGCGAAGCAGGAUCUAUGUUAUCUGGUGGACAGAAGCAGCGUAUUGCUAUUGCUCGUGCCAUCAUCAAGAAUCCUCGUAUAUUGCUUUUGGACGAAGCUACAUCGGCUCUCGAUACUGAAUCUGAGCGUGUUGUGCAAGUUGCUCUUGAAAAGGCAUCAAAGAACCGAACUACUGUUGUGAUUGCGCAUCGUUUGUCUACCAUCAGAACUGCAGAUGUAAUUGUCGUCAUGGCCCAAGGAGAAAUUGUUGAAACCGGCACACAUGAUUCAUUGGUCGCCCUUGGAGGCGUGUACCAUGGUUUGGUUCAGGCUCAGACACUUCAUACACGAGAUGGUGGUGAUAUGACUGAGGAAGCCGUUGAUGAAGCCAGAGAUUCUGUUGAUAUUCCGAAAGCCAAAGCCGCGGAGAAUCCUCUCAGCCGACUCGACUCUAGACAUUCUCGUAAAUCUGUUGCCUCUGAUAAAGUGGAUGCAUCUGACGAGGAAUCUGAAAAGAAUGAAAAGGUGGAAAUCUUCCGUAUUCUUCAACUCAAUCGUCCCGAGUGGUGGCUGUUUGCCAUUGGAGGCGUUGGUGCUGCUAUCAAUGGUGUUAUCAUGCCACUGUUCUCGGUUGUAUUUUCUUCUAUUCUAGUGUCUCUGGGAACCCCCAGAGCCAACUUUUGGGCUCUGAUGUUUGUCGUUUUGUCUUUGGUCGCACUUCUUGCUAGUUUCUGCCAGAUUGGUCUAUUCAAGUAUGCUGGACAAAAACUUACCCGUCGUCUUCGUGAUAUAUUAUUCCGUGCUAUGCUUCGCCAAGAGAUUGCCUUUUUUGACCGUGACGAAAACUCUACUGGUAUAUUGACAACUAAGCUUGCAGAGGAUUCCAAUCUUGUGCAGGGUGUAACUGGACCAGUUUUUGGUGCUACUAUUCAAGCGAUUGCAGGAAUUAUUGCUGGUGUGGCCAUUGCAUUUAGUGGUGCAUGGCAGCUUGCGUUGGUUACUCUUGUGUUGGUCCCACUGAUUGGUCUUUCUGGUUAUCUGCAGAUUCAAGCAUUGGUCGGAUACGGUAAAAAAUCCAGAAAGGCAUACGAGGAUGCAGGUCAAACUGCAACUGAGGCUAUCGGAUCUAUUCGCACUGUCGUCAUGUUAACACAAGAAAAGACUUUCUACGAUCGUUUCUUGGAGCAAAUCAAGGUUCCACAUCGCAUGUCAGUACAGGGAGCAUUUGUUGCUGCUUUUGGAUUUGCUUUCUCUCAGGCAAUCAUGUUGUGGGCUUGGAGUUUGUCAUUCUACUACGGAUCUCGUCUUAUUGUUUGGGGAAUGUACGAUUCUCAAACCGUUUUCCGAGUCAUCUUUGCCACCAUCUUUACAGCCAUGUCGGCUGGUCAGAUUACUCAACAUACACCCGAUGCUGCCAAGGCCAAACUUGCUGCUAUAUCGAUUUUCAAACUGCUCGAUCGUGAGUCCAAAAUUAACCACUCUGACCCAUCUGGUGAAUCUCGCACUGUCGUUGAAGGCCAAGCAGCUGCUCGGGAAAUUAAGUUUGCAUACCCAACUCGCCCAAAGGACAAGGUGCUUACUGGUCUCAGUAUGGAUGUGCUCCCUGGUACAACAGUUGCAUUUGUUGGUCGAUCUGGAUGCGGUAAAUCUACUGUUCUUGGACUGCUUGAAAGAUGGUAUGAUGCAGGCUCUGGAUCUGCCAGCUUGGAUGGUCUUGAUGUGCGUGACUGGAACCUCAAGAAUUUGCGAUCCCACAUGGCACUUGUUGGUCAAGAGCCUUCGCUGUUCAACAUGAGCAUUAAAGACAACAUUGGAUAUGGUGCCACGAAGGAAUAUACCGAUUCAGAUGUUAUUAGUGCGGCCAAACUUGCCAACAUUCAUGACUUUAUCAGCCAAUUGCCAAAGGGAUACGAUACGUUUGUUGGAGAAAAGGGAGGAUUGCUAUCGGGAGGUCAAAAGCAGCGUAUUGCCAUUGCACGAGCACUCAUUCGAAACCCAAGAUUGCUAUUGCUUGAUGAAGCCACAUCUGCAUUGGAUAGUGAGUCUGAAAAGGUUGUGCAGGCCGCUCUGGAUGCAGCAGCCAAAGGAAGAACCACUCUUGUCAUUGCACAUAGACUGUCGACGAUUCAAGGAGCUGACAAGAUUAUGGUUGUCAAUGGCGGAAAAAUCGUGGAAUCUGGCACUCACUUUGAGUUGGUCGAUAAACGUGGCGAGUACUUUGAUCUGGUUUCCCAGCAAGUGCUCGCUGUUACCAAGCCCAAGGCCUAAUCUUAUACUUAAUAAUUUGCAAAUCUUGGAUAUUUUUAAAAUACUUUACGCUAAAAUUGUUUUACGGCUGUAUUUCCGUAAAAUGGAACUCUUCUGUAUCUAUCUUGCAGUCACUGCCUCUCAGAAUAAACAAUUAUCAAAAUUAUUUUUAUUUU